UUCACCACAGAUGCGCCGUUCUCCUGGAUGGGCGCCUUGCUUGGCGGUUUCGCGCGACCGCACGCAAGCUCUCAAGCCACCAUUCCCAGGCCCCCUGAAUUACUUCUAACAUCCCCGAGGCAAUGCGAUCUGGGGUCUGUUUUCGUGCGGCGACUGGCUUGCGGCGACUCGUCCACCAUAUCUGGUGAAUUUGACCUCCACGCCUUCGCGAAUUCCACACGCAAUUCCGAGCCAUGGCGCCGAGCCAGCCUCCCAAGCCUAACCCGUUGCCUCGGGGCCCGGUGAUGGCGAUCUGCAUCAUGUAUUUCACCAACGCCCUGGCGCCCACCAUCCUCUUCCCCUUCCUGCCUCUCAUGGUCGCUAGCUUUGCUGUCACCGACGACCCCACCAAGCUCGGCUACUAUGCAGGCUACCUGGGCUCCUCGUACUUCGUCGGGUCGCUGCUCACCAGCAGCUUCUGGGGCAUCCUGUCAGACCAGUGGGGGCGCAAGCCAGUGUUAUUAAUCGGUCUGGCGACCAACAUGGUGUGCGGGGGUGCGUUCGGCCUGUGCACGUCCUUCCAUUGGGCCAUGCUCGUGCGCUUCCUGCACGGGCUCUUCUCCACCGUCGCUGCCACUGGAAGAUCCACAGUGGCCGAACUUUGUGACUCCACCAAUCAGGCGCAAGGGUUCGCCCUACUAGGAACCAACUUUGGCCUCGGGCUGCUCAUUGGUCCAGCGCUGGGCGGAUUCCUCUGCGAGCCAGCAGUGAAGUACCCCUGGCUGUUCCCGCCUCGCUCUCUCUUCGGGCGCUUCCCCUUCCUCCUGCCCUGCCUGCUGCUCGCCCUGCUCUCCCUGCUCGGCCUCCUCGCCACCGCUGCCCUGCUGCCAGAGACCAAGGGUGGGCGCGCCCUGUGGUCAACAUCGACGAUGACCUUCAAUCCGAUAGCAAUAGUGGGGGCUUCAAUGAUGGCAGCAACAGUGGCAGUGAUGCCACCGCUGCCCUGCUGUGGGAGACCAAGGGGUGGGCGCACCCUGUGGUGGACAGAGAUAGUGAUCUGCAUGGUCAUAAGCAUUGUGAUAUCGAGGAAUGUGGUAGUAACGAGGGCGGAGCGAUGAGGAGUGUUGAAGCAGAAAGUGGUGGCCGCAGAGAGACGACCGUCAUUAGAGUCACAGUGGCCUCAGUUGACAGUGGCAGCUGCGGCAGCAGCAGCAGCAGCAGCAGGAGCAGUGGCAGUGACAGUGGAAGCCGAAGGUCGAGCCUGAGCCAGCCUCUGUUGCAGUCAAUAGCAGAGGAGAGAGACGAAGGGGAGGAGGAGGAGGAGUGGGAGAGAGGGGAAGGAGGGAGAGAAGGCAAACGGUGUGAGUGCAGGGGGGGUGAUGAAGUGGCGCAGGGGCAGGGAGGGCAGCAAGGGAGUGAGAGGCGAGCAGGGAGUGGAGACGGGGAGCGGGGCGGGGAGGAGGAUGUGGAGGAGGAGGAGUAGGAGAAGGGUGGGGAGAGUAUGAUAAAGACCGGGCCGACUAUAGGGAUGGCAGCAGAGCCAGGGGGGACCUGAACCACCUGAAGGACCACCUGAAGGACCACCUGAACGGACAACACCUGAGAGAGCCGUUACUCUCUGCAGGGGGGGAAGAAGACGAACGACAUGCAGGAAGGCGUUACAGUGAUGGAGGUGUUGGCGCCUUCUGCGGGGGCUCCUCUUGGUUCUGCUCCUGCCUGCCACAGCUGUCUUGUUGCUGCCUGCCCUCCUGCCUGCCCCACCCGUCUCUCUCCCCUGUGGGCCUCUUCUCACCUCUCUGUGGGCAGCAGCUGGCGCAGGCACUGUUUGACAGCGCCA
Molecule: messenger RNA, 1816 nt
Organism: Closterium sp. NIES-67
Lineage: Eukaryota; Viridiplantae; Streptophyta; Zygnematophyceae; Desmidiales; Closteriaceae
Source: the annotation of a GenBank genome assembly